Molecule: messenger RNA, 1476 nt
Organism: Cetraspora pellucida
Lineage: Eukaryota; Fungi; Glomeromycota; Glomeromycetes; Diversisporales; Gigasporaceae
Source: the annotation of a GenBank genome assembly
AUGAUUUUCUUAUCCAAAUAUUUCAAUUAUUCUUUACCAGAAAGCACAGAAAUCUCAUCAUUCUCAGAUCAAAUAGGAGAGAAUGAAUUCAUUUUAGAAGCGUCAGAGUUGGAAAAAUUCGUAAAAAAAUUUAAUUUGAAUUACGGAUACAACUUUAUAGGUGGAGAAUUUGUGCGAGCUAAAGAGCAAGCUUUUACGGUUAAAAAAAGUGUAUUGAAGCAUAAGACAUCUGUACUCCAUAAUGAAGUUACCCAUUCAAAAAACUCAAAUUUAAAUACAACAAAAAGCUUGGUUUUUGGUUUAGGCGGAAAUUUUGAAAAUUUUGCCAAAUUUGGAAUAAAAUAUGAAACAGCAAAAUCUGGCGAAAGUUAUACCGAAGAUUCCUUAAAACUAAUUUAUCGUGAGACCAGCAUAGCUGAGAUUGAAAUCAGUGAUUAUGAAAUGUCAUCAAAAUUCAAGAAUGCGUUAGAUGACUUCAUCACCUCAAAGGACUGUGAUAAACUUGAAGAAAUUAUGGACAAUUUCGGUCGCAUUAUGCCAAUGAAAGUUCGUCUUGGAAGUGGUGAAUAUUUUAAGUCUAAAAUUUCUAAAGAUAAAAAUUCAAUUGACACAACUAAAGGUAUAGAUGUAAACUUAUUUGCCGGUACUAAUGGGGUUGGAUUAGAAACUAACUACCAGGAUAGGAUCAGCAGCAAAUAUGGAAACGAGAAAAAUAAACAAGUUGAAUUUUUUGAAAGUUAUGGCGGUAACGAUUUUAAAUCAUGUGAACCAUGUGGAUAUGGUGAUAUUAAAGGUAUAUUUGAAUUAUUGAAUGACGGAUACCAAGAAAUGUUGGUCGAAGCCAGGGGAACGGUGAUUUUGUACACAAAUAUAGGACAAGAGAUAAAAUUUAGCCGUAAUGAUUAUGAAGUUUGCUUUGAAAUGGCGAAGAUACCAAAGGAAAAAAUAAAGUCAUCUUUUAGUAAACUUAACUUAAAGGAUUUCAAAGUAUUUCCAACAUUAAUCAACAUAAACGAUGAAAAUAAUUUUACUAUUCGACUUAAUCGUUCUGCUCCAGAUAAAAAUCCAAUGUUAAUAAUUCACCGUAUUUAUGGGGUUCGUGAGCAAUGUGGUUUAAAAGUAGGCUUAAUCGUAGUUGGUUAUUGUCGGAGUAUAGAACAUCUCAUCAAUAGUUUGGAUAAAAUAAAAUUAGAAACUUCUAGAGUUGAGAUUGUGCAGGAAAUUUCACAGCCAGUCCACAGAUCUCUAUACGAUGUAAAAGGAUUUCCAGUAGGAAUUCCUGAAACUUGUGAUAGUAAUAUCAAAACCAAUUUGGUAGUUGGGCAUCAUUUUUACAAAUCUAACAAUGACGGUAACUUUAACAUGCAUGUUUUUGGAUGUAGUUUAAAAGCAUCAGAGUCUUGCAGACUUCCAGAAAGAAUCAAUAUUAAUACCUUUUACGUACCAGCUGCUUCGUGUGAUGAUCAAGAUUUAGAG